Molecule: messenger RNA, 4418 nt
Organism: Prionailurus viverrinus (fishing cat)
Lineage: Eukaryota; Metazoa; Chordata; Mammalia; Carnivora; Felidae
Gene: HDLBP
Product: high density lipoprotein binding protein
Exons: 28
Coding region: 234-4040 (1268 amino acids)
Cellular component (GO): cytoplasm; nucleus
Molecular function (GO): mRNA binding
Source: RefSeq, a predicted model, not a curated record
AGAGGCUGGGGGUGGGGGGGGAGGUCAAGCGUAGCCUCUUCUCCUUUACCAAGAUGGCGGCUUGUCCCUGUUUCGCCACAGUUCCUACCUUAUGAGCUUGGUUUCCUUACGCUGAUAAAGUGGAAGAGCAAAAACUGGCAGGCUGACAGAGGCGGCCUCGGGACGGACUCUCUGGCUACUGACCGCUUUGCUGUGGCUCACCCAUCGGAUUGUGCGCGGGCGCGAGAUCAACCAUGAGCUCCGUUGCAGUUUUGACCCAAGAGAGCUUUGCUGAACACCGAAGUGGGCUGGUUCCUCAGCAGAUCAAAGUUGCUACUUUAAAUUCAGAAGAGGAGAGCGACCCUCCAACCUACAAAGAUGCCUUCCCUCCACUCCCUGAGAAAUCGGCUUGCUUGGAAAACGCCCAGGAGCCUGCUGGCGCCUGGAGUAACAAGAUCCGGCCCAUCAAAGCUUCCGUCAUCACUCAGGUGUUCCAUGUGCCCCUGGAGGAGAGAAAAUACAAGGACAUGAACCAGUUUGGAGAAGGUGAACAAGCAAAAAUCUGCUUGGAGAUCAUGCAGAGGACCGGCGCCCAUCUGGAGCUGUCUCUCGCCAAAGACCAGGGUCUCUCCAUCAUGGUGUCGGGGAAGCUGGAUGCUGUCAUGAAAGCCCGGAAGGACAUUGUUGCUAGACUGCAGACUCAGGCCUCAGCAACUGUUGCCAUUCCCAAAGAACACCAUCGCUUUGUUAUUGGCAAAAAUGGAGAGAAACUGCAAGACUUAGAGCUCAAAACUGCAACCAAAAUCCAGAUCCCACGCCCAGAUGACGCCAGCAAUCAGAUCAGGAUCACCGGUACCAAAGAAGGAAUCGAGAAAGCUCGCCAUGAAGUCUUGCUCAUCUCCGCUGAGCAGGACAAACGUGCUGUCGAGAGGCUGGAAGUGGAGAAGGCAUUCCACCCCUUCAUCGCUGGGCCUUAUAACCGACUUGUUGGUGAGAUCAUGCAGGAGACAGGGACGCGCAUCAACAUCCCCCCACCCAGCGUCAACCGGACAGAAAUUGUCUUCACUGGAGAGAAGGAGCAGUUGGCCCAGGCUGUGGCUCGCAUCAAGAAGAUUUAUGAGGAGAAGAAAAAGAAGACCACAACCAUCGCUGUGGAGGUAAAGAAGUCCCAGCACAAGUAUGUCAUCGGGCCCAAGGGCAAUUCCUUACAGGAGAUCCUGGAAAGAACAGGCGUGUCUGUGGAGAUCCCACCCUCAGACAGCAUCUCCGAGACUGUGAUACUUCGAGGCGAGCCUGAAAAGCUGGGGCAGGCGCUGACUGAAGUCUAUGCCAAGGCCAACAGUUUUACGGUAUCGUCCGUCUCCGCUCCUUCCUGGCUUCACCGAUUCAUCAUUGGCAAGAAAGGGCAGAACCUGGCCAAGAUCACUCAGCAGAUGCCUAAGGUUCACAUCGAGUUCACAGAAGGUGAGGACAAGAUCACUCUGGAAGGCCCCACAGAGGAUGUAAACGUGGCCCAGGAACAGAUUGAAGCCAUGGUCAAAGACCUGAUUACCCGGAUGGACUAUGUGGAGAUCAACGUGGACCACAAGUUCCACAGGCACCUCAUCGGGAAGAGCGGGGCCAACAUAAACAGAAUCAAAGACCAGUACAAGGUGUCCGUGCGCAUCCCUCCUGACAGUGAGAAGAGCAACCUGAUCCGUAUCGAGGGGGACCCGCAGGGUGUGCAGCAGGCCAAGCGGGAGCUGCUGGAGCUUGCCUCUCGGAUGGAAAACGAGCGUACCAAGGAUCUGAUCAUUGAGCAGAGAUUCCAUCGCACCAUCAUUGGCCAGAAGGGUGAACGGAUCCGUGAAAUUCGUGACAAAUUCCCAGAGGUUAUCAUCAACUUUCCAGACCCAGCACAAAAGAGUGAUAUCGUCCAACUCAGAGGGCCCAAGAAUGAGGUGGAAAAAUGCACCAAAUACAUGCAGAAGAUGGUGGCAGACCUGGUGGAAAAUAGUUACUCAAUUUCUGUUCCGAUCUUCAAACAAUUUCACAAGAACAUCAUUGGGAAAGGAGGCGCAAACAUUAAAAAGAUCCGAGAAGAAAGCAACACAAAGAUCGACCUUCCAGCAGAGAAUAGCAAUUCAGAGACCAUUGUCAUCACAGGCAAGCGAGCCAACUGUGAGGCUGCCCGGAGCCGCAUCCUGUCCAUCCAGAAAGACCUGGCCAACAUUGCCGAAGUGGAGGUCUCCAUCCCCGCCAGGCUGCACAACUCCCUCAUCGGCACGAAGGGCCGCCUGAUCCGCUCCAUCAUGGAGGAGUGCGGCGGGGUGCACAUCCACUUCCCUGUGGAGGGCUCGGGGAGUGACACAGUUGUCAUCAGGGGCCCGGCCUCGGAUGUGGAGAAGGCCAAGAAGCAGCUCCUGCACCUGGCAGAGGAGAAGCAAACCAAGAGUUUCACUGUUGACAUCCGCGCCAAGCCGGAAUACCACAAGUUCCUCAUUGGCAAAGGGGGUGGCAAAAUACGCAAGGUGCGCGACAACACUGGAGCCCGUAUCAUAUUCCCUACGGCUGAGGACAAGGAUCAGGACCUGAUCACCAUCAUUGGGAAGGAGGAUGCUGUCAGGGAGGCACAGAAGGAGCUGGAGGCCCUUAUUCAGAACCUGGAUAACGUGGUGGAGGACUGCAUGCUGGUGGACCCCAAGCACCACCGCCAUUUUGUCAUCCGGCGAGGCCAGGUCUUGCGGGAGAUUGCUGAAGAGUAUGGUGGGGUGAUGGUUAGCUUCCCACGUUCUGGCACGCAGAGUGAUAAGGUCACCCUCAAGGGCGCCAAGGACUGUGUGGAGGCGGCCAAGAAGCGCAUUCAGGAGAUCAUCGAGGACCUGGAAGCCCAGGUGACCAUAGAGUGUGCCAUACCCCAGAAGUUCCAUCGAUCUGUCAUGGGCCCCAAAGGUUCUAGAAUCCAGCAGAUUACUCGGGACUAUAACGUUCAGAUUAAAUUCCCAGACAGAGAGGAGAACCCAGUUCACAGCGUGGAGCCGCAAGUCCAGGAGAACGGUGACGAUGCUGGAGACGGGAGGGACACCAAAGACGCCGACCCUGGCUCCCCAAGGAGAUGUGACAUCAUCAUCAUCUCUGGCCGGAAGGAAAAGUGCGAGGCCGCCAAGGAAGCCCUCGAGGCACUGGUUCCCGUCACCAUCGAAGUGGAGGUCCCCUUUGACCUUCACCGGUACAUCAUCGGGCAGAAGGGGAGCGGGAUCCGGAAGAUGAUGGAUGAGUUUGAGGUGAACAUCCACGUGCCGGCACCAGAACUACAGUCUGACGUCAUCGCCAUCACUGGCCUCGCCGCGAAUCUGGACCGGGCCAAGGCUGGGCUGCUGGAGCGAGUGAAGGAGCUGCAGGCUGAGCAGGAGGACCGAGCUUUAAGGAGCUUUAAGCUGAGCGUCACUGUGGACCCCAAAUACCAUCCCAAAAUUAUUGGGAGGAAAGGGGCAGUGAUUACUCAGAUCCGCUUGGAACAUGACGUGAACAUCCAGUUUCCCGAUAAGGAUGACGGGAACCAGCCCCAGGACCAAAUAACCAUCACAGGGUAUGAAAAGAAUACAGAAGCCGCCCGGGACGCUAUAUUGAAAAUCGUGGGUGAGCUUGAACAGAUGGUUUCUGAGGACGUCCCGCUGGACCACCGUGUUCACGCCCGCAUCAUUGGUGCCCGUGGAAAAGCCAUCCGCAAAAUAAUGGAUGAAUUCAAGGUGGACAUUCGUUUCCCGCAGAGUGGGGCCCCAGAUCCCAACUGCGUCACUGUGACGGGGCUCCCAGAGAACGUGGAGGAGGCCAUCGACCACAUUCUCAACCUAGAGGAGGAAUACCUGGCUGACGUGGUCGACAGCGAGGCGUUGCAGGUGUACAUGAAGCCGCCAGCCCACGAGGAGUCCAGGGCGCCAUCCAAGGGCUUUGUGGUACGGGACGCUCCCUGGACCGCCAGCAGCAGCGAGAAGGCUCCUGACAUGAGCAGCUCGGAAGAAUUUCCCAGUUUUGGGGCUCAGGUGGCCCCCAAGACCCUGCCAUGGGGCCCCAAGCGAUAAUGACCGAAAAGCAGAAAUCUCUCCAGCCUGCUGACCCAAACCCCACCAACACAUGGUUUGUCUCAAUCUGACCCGGCGGCUGGAGCCUCUAUAAAUUGCUGACGCUUCCCCCUCCCCGAGGUCUCGCAGCGAAGCCAGGCGCGCCAGCACCCCGCGUGCGCUCAGGAUCUGCUCCCUGACACCUUCGCUCUGGGACGGCUCUCCACUGUCGUGAACACUAACCGAGGUAAUUGGACAUUUCCCCGUCAGCGUCCCGGCUCAUCCAGCAUGUCCGUAAGGCUCCGGCCUCCGCUAGGAGAGCUCCACAGCUGUGGCGGAGUCUACUUCCUGUGUCAUGACCUCAGGAAAUAAAUUUCCUUGACUUUAUAAAAGCCAAAA